AUGCUCCUGGUACGAGUGAACUCCCAGGAGCCCGCAAACUCAUACCGGUUCAUCUUUACACUUGCGGCGCCCUCCACACCCGGUGCAAUGAGGACCCGCUCCUCAAAACCCUACCACCACCCCAUCCUCGACCGCCUCCUCACCCGUUCUCCAGUUGCCCAAGAAGCCCGAUGUCUGGCAAAAAUACGACGCGAAGGCGUGGAAGCUCCCGAUCUUCUCACUAUGCGCUGGGAGGGCCGCGGCGGAGAACACAGCGAAUAG
This is a messenger RNA of Penicillium brevicompactum, 261 nucleotides long. RefSeq lists its product as uncharacterized. The coding region runs from base 1 to 261 and encodes 86 amino acids. The record is from RefSeq and is a predicted model, not a curated record. The transcript is spliced from 2 exons. NCBI's taxonomy places the organism in Eukaryota, Fungi, Ascomycota, Eurotiomycetes, Eurotiales, Aspergillaceae.